AUGUCCUCUUAUCCGCGACCACCAAACUUCAUUAUAUUUGGCGAGAUGGGCGUUGGCAAGAGCUCGUUGGUAAACCUCAUUGCUGGGAACCAAGUUGCCGACUCCUCGUCUGGUGCACAAUCUUGCACACUCGAAUCAACGGAGUAUCCAAUCACAUUUUCGGAUUCCCGGCUUAAUGUAAAUCUAUUUGAUACGGUGGGCUUGGAUAGCCCCUCUAUGAACAACGCGGGGUAUUUAGAUGCCCUAGUGAAGGCUCAUGAGCUUAUCGUCUCGCUCAAGAACCGAGGAGGUGUACAUGGCUUGCUUUUCUGCAUCAAGGCUGGCCGAGUGUCGAACACUAUACAGCAGAACUAUAGGUUGUUCUUUGAGUUCCUGUGCCAUGAACAGGUGCCCCUUGCCCUGGUCAUUACCAACCUUGAGAACGAGGCGAACAUGGAUGACUGGUGGACGGCGAACAAAGCACAUAUCGAAAAAUCCGGCAUUGUUCCCGUUACGCAUGUCUGCAUCACAACCAUCAAGGGCUACAAAAACGCAUACGAAGCCAGAUACUUUGAAUCCAGAGCGAAGGUGCUCAAUAUGCUCAGGGAACUUGGAAGUCAUGAUGCAUGCUCGGUGGACGUGGGUAGUUGGUUUGCGCGGAUGUGCAAGAAGCUGCGGGAGUUCUUGGUUCCGGCCAAGGGGUUGGGGAGGAGUCGUCAGAAGAUGUUGCAGAUGCUCACAAAGCGUUGCCAGCUGCGCAAGGAAGAUGCAGUACAACUUCUCCAAAGGAUUGACGCGGACGACGAGAAACUGGGAACUUGA
Suillus bovinus is the source of this 801-nucleotide messenger RNA. RefSeq lists its product as uncharacterized. NCBI's taxonomy places the organism in Eukaryota, Fungi, Basidiomycota, Agaricomycetes, Boletales, Suillaceae. The coding region runs from base 1 to 801 and encodes 266 amino acids. The record is from RefSeq and is a predicted model, not a curated record. The transcript is spliced from 2 exons. Gene Ontology annotation, molecular function: GTP binding.